Messenger RNA from Fragaria vesca subsp. vesca, 846 nucleotides. RefSeq lists its product as uncharacterized. NCBI's taxonomy places the organism in Eukaryota, Viridiplantae, Streptophyta, Magnoliopsida, Rosales, Rosaceae. The coding region runs from base 1 to 846 and encodes 281 amino acids. The transcript has a single exon. The record is from RefSeq and is a predicted model, not a curated record. Gene Ontology annotation, cellular component: plastid.
AUGACUACCCACAGCACUCUCUUCCACUUCCACACUUCACCUUCGAACCCCUUCUCCUCCUCCUCCUCCUCAUCCUCCACCACCAACACACCACACCUCCACCUCUCCUGCUCCUUCAAACCCAAACCCCCAAAACCCUCCUCCUCCUCCUCAUUCUCCUUCACCCCCACACCAAUCCCCGCACGAGACAGAGUCAUAGACUUCGGCAAACACAAGGGCAAAAUGCUCGGGACGCUCCCCUCCACCUACCUCAAAUGGGUCUCCACCAACCUCCGCGCCCGCGACUUCGAGCACUGGGCCCACCUCGCCGACCAGGUCCUAAACGACGCCGUUUACCGCGACCGCAUCGAGUGGGAGUCCGCUGAGAACGCCCUCAGCGGUAACAGAAGCAACGCCGGCGGAGUCUCGGAGCUUCUUGCGAUCAGCGACAGGUUCGGGUGGGACAACGACGACAAAGUUGGCUGGAGUAAAGUGAACUUCGAGCUCUUGGGGACUUCGAAAGGUGGGAGGAUUCCGAGGAGGAGGAAUGAGAGUGUGAGUGAAGCUGGAGAAGAGAGUGAGAGAGAGAAGAAGAAGAAGGGUAGUGAGGGCUUAGGGGAGAAGAGAAGGGAGAGGAGAGAGAGGAGGGUGAGGAUGCAGAGAGAGGAAGGUGGUGUUGGGAAGGAGGAGGAGGAGAAGGUGGGGAUUGUGGAGAAGGUUGGGGGUAGUUUUGGAGAUGGAGUUAGAUUAGAGAGGAGGAGCAGGAAGGAGAACGGUGAUGAGGAUAAUUGGGUGGUGGAUAAUUCGAAAAAGUUUCCUGGACGCGAGUCUUUGUUGAGGAAAGCUUAUAGUAGAAGGUUUUUGUAA